UAAGAUAGCUGCCAUUCCAUUUUCAGUGCCUAGGGGCUUGUAGGUGGAUGCGAAGUGUAGUUUUUUCAUUGUCUGGAGAUGAAAAAAAUGUAUUUCCUUUACAGUGGCUCUGAAGUGAGUGAAAUAGGAUAAAUACCCCUGACUCAGGAAAAGGCAGAGGCAAGGAACUGAUUUCAAGGUUAGUUUGUUUUCAGUUUUUGGACAAGCAGCCUCACGCGUAACUGCCCACCUUCUGGAGCUGUGUGCACGAAUUGUGGUUUAUUCAAGUUAUUUCGAGAUAUUUGAAUGGCUAAGAUGUCUGACAAUAAUGUUACCAACCAUAAGCUAAAUGUGGAAGCCAUAAUUAAAAAUAUUAACACAAUUUCUUUGGAGUUGAAGAAAAUGAAAGAGCUCUCCCAGUUACUGCUUUGUGACCUUACCCUAUGUUUUAGUCAUCCUGUGAAGACGGAUGAUUUAAAGGAAACAGAAAGAAACAACCCCCUCUUUGAAGAGUCUAAAAUGUCAGAUGUAUCUCUUGCUUCUAACAGUUUUUUAAUCUGAUAUUUUAUUUAUUUGUUGUGAAUUUAUAACUUUUUAUUGUUGAAUUAACACAUACCUAGGAGAAUUGAGUUUACUAAUAUAUUUAAUAUAAUAAAAAACAAAAUAAAAAUACGUUGAGUUGUAAAGAAUCAUUUCCUGCUCUUGAAGACUGUUAUUUUCUUGUUUUAAUGUUUCAAGGAAUGGCUAAUUUAUUUCAUUAAUGGCAAGAGUAUGACAUAGGAAAUUGGCCAUGAGGCACUGCUUAUCCUUUACCCUAUGCCUGAAUUUGGCUUAGGUUGAAAGAGAGUUACUAAAUUCUAAAUGUAUGGUAUGACUUUAUAUUAAUCAGAUCUCUCCUGGUAGCAAGUGCCAAAAGCAACUCAAGCUGGCUGAAGCAUUUAUUGGGUCAUGUGACUUGGAAGUCCAUGGUUGGGAUAGAUUUCAGGGCUUCCACUAAUUCAUCAGAUGUCUCUAUCCUGGUUCUGUUUCUGUACUUGGCCUCAUCCUCUCCUAUUGAAAGCUGAUUUCCUCCAUAUGCCAGGUAGAAGGGGGUAGAGGUAUGGUAGACAACUCCAGGUGUACCGCAGUAUCUUUUGGGGAUCCCAGAGGAAAGAGAUCUUCUCUGUCUCAGUGUUUAACAUUCCAGAGAAAGAUCC
Molecule: messenger RNA, 1175 nt
Organism: Aethalodelphis obliquidens (Pacific white-sided dolphin)
Lineage: Eukaryota; Metazoa; Chordata; Mammalia; Artiodactyla; Delphinidae
Gene: CUNH5orf58
Product: chromosome unknown C5orf58 homolog
Exons: 3
Coding region: 286-540 (84 amino acids)
Source: RefSeq, a predicted model, not a curated record